UAGAGCACGGCGUGCCUAUGUGCAUGCCUGUGUGCAUGCCUAUGUGCAUGCCUGUGUGCAUCCUGACUCGCGCCCAGGGGCUGCCGAUGCUCACCUCGCAGCGCGUGUCCCCUGCAGCCCGCAGGACUCUUAGUGUUUUGGCUGCGACUUCUACUCGCCGCGUUUAUCAAUCUGCACGGCAAACCCGCUGCAGUAAGAAAUAAACCAAUUUCCAUGUGGACUGGUUGUUACUCUACACGAAAGUGUAGCCUUUAAAAACUGUGAUUCGCUGCAGAUUUUGGGGGCUACCUUCUGGACAUUUUUUGGAUAGCCUACUCCUUUGCUCAAUUGCAAAGGGACUCGACCUGAUCCUCUGCAGUCCUGAAUGCUGUCGAUUUAAGCCUCAUGCUACAACAAACCUCCUGAGGCCCCCUGCACACCCACGGACGCCCCCCCCCCCAGGUGACACAGCUCUGUGGGAGAAGCGGAGGGCGUACCAUGAAACACAUGCCCAUUUCUAAAUGGCUGACCCAGCUGGACCUCCGGGAGUACCUCAGACUCUUUGAUGAGGAGUACGAUGGAGUGGAGGACCUGCUGGGCGUGACGGAGCUGGACCUGCAGCAGCUGGGCGUCCACAACCGUGUGCAUCGAGUGCACAUGCUGUCCAGCAUCCGGGUGCUGCAGGAGCGCGACAGGGCCAUGGAGCUGAGGAUGAUGUCACAGGGGAGGUUUGCCAGUCUGCCCCGGAACGUCCACACGGACCGCCAGUGCUCUCUGGCCUCCUCCAUGGAUCUGCUCAGCUGUCGGCCAGCUGUCCUCGACGUGGAACCCAGGUUCCGGGGCGUCUCCAUCCACGGAACCCUGCCCCGUAAGAAGAAGGGCUCCUCCCCGGCCUGGGCCAUGGACACACGUGGCCACAUGGGCACCCUGCCAGCCCGCUCGCGCCUGCGGUCCCCCCAGCUCGUCCACAACGUCAUUGUGGAACACGGGCCCCCGCCAGCUGACAUGGAGUACCCCCCCAUGAACAGGGACUGGCAGAGCCGGGACCCCACCAUGGACUACGUCAAGUUCUCCAGGGACAAAUACAUCAUGGAGGGCCCUCCGGAGAAGCUGCGCAAGGAGCUGGAGGAGGAGCUGAAGCAGGCCAGUGAGGAGCCCCGCAGCCACGCCUGGUACCACGGCGCCAUCCCCAGACAGGUUGCAGAGACCUUCCUGCAGAGGGACGGGGACUUCCUGAUCCGGGACUCCGUAUCCAGCCCAGGGAACUAUGUGCUGACCUGCCAAUGGAAAAACAGUCCACAGCACUUCAAGAUCAACAAGAAGAUGGUGGCGGCAAGCGAGGCCUACUCACGGGUGCAGUAUCUCUUUGAGAGCGAGGGCUUCGACAGUGUGCCCGCCCUGGUGCGCUACUACGUGGGCAACCGUAAGCCUGUGUCGGAGGUUGUCGGGGCGAUCAUUUUCCAGCCCAUAAACCGGGUCCUUCCACUGCGCUGUUUGGAGGAGAAGUACGGGGCAGCACCCAUCCGGCAGGAGCCUGCCGCAUUGGGAAGGAAGUGCCUACCCACCAAGCGGCUCAGCCUGAACAUCACGAACGGGCACGGCCAGGACCACCCUCUGACCCGGGGGAAUCUCCUGAGGAACAAGGACAAAUGCGGGAGUCAGCCGGCAUGUCUGAACCACGUGCAGGAGAGACGUCGACCCCUGAAGACUCACCAGUCUGAGAGCUUCCUGCCACUCGGUUGCAAGCCACAGUCCCAUACCCAGUCCCAUCUCAUGGAUUCCCAGUCGAGCCCCAAGUCUCCCGUGUUUAGAACGGGCAGUGAGCCCGUUCUCAGCCCCACUGUCCCACGGAAACCCUGUUUCGAGAUGCACACUGGACAAGCGAUUCGAGGCUCGGAUAGCCAGCUGUACCCCAAGCCGCCCCCGAAACCCAGCAAAGUGCCCUCCACCAAGAUUCCUCGCUCCCCACGGCUACAUCCCAUCGCACCUCCGGCUCCUCCAAAGAAGCCCCAGAAGCCUCCACAGGAGCUGAACCCCGAGCUGAGCGGCUGUGAGCCUGGAUCCAGCACAGUGGCAGAAUGGGACAGAGCCACUGAGACGCACCCCAACGACGGUUAUGUGAAGCGGCUGAGAUCAGACGAGGCGAACAAGAGCUGCCCCGUGACAGUGGAAGCCAGCUUCUCCUGUGGCUCGGUCAACCGCAGCUCGUACCACAGAGCCAUCGAGGCUCUGGAAGAUAGCAGCGAGGAAUGGAGCGCAGAUAGGCAACACCUGGAUCUACUGGAGACUAAGAUGGAGAAGGAGGAGGAGCUAAUGGAGGUGAAGGCCAAGGUUUUCAAGCGGCCUGUAUUUGAGACGACUUCUGCAUUCAGACCUGCAGAGUUCGAAACCAGGCUCCUCCCCCCUGAGAACAAGCCCCUGGAGAUGCCAGUGCUGAAACAGGCCAAGCAGCUUCUAGUCUCUCAGGACCACAGAACCAUCGCCAAGACCCUGCUGUAUGCUGACAGCCAGGUGGCCAGAACUCUGAACGUCUCUGAAGAGAUGAGAUGCGCGAUGGGAGUGAACUCGGGGCUGGAGCUGGUGACCCUCCCCCACGGCAGACAGCUGCGGCAGGACCUGAUGGAGAGGCACAACACCAUGUCCAUCGGGGUGGCUGUGGACAUCCUCGGCUGCACAGGCACUUUGGAGGAGCGAGCCGCGACCCUUAACCGCAUCAUACUGGUGGCGCUGGAACUUAAGGACUCCAUGGGGGACCUUUAUGCUUUCUCAGCGAUCAUGAAGGCGCUCGACAUGCCACAGAUCACACGGUUAGACCAAACGUGGACCACCUUAAGAAGGAAAUACACACAUACGGCUAUUGUGUAUGAAAAGACCCUCAAGCCCUUUUAUAAGGGACUGUAUGAAGGCAGUGUUGAUGUGCCACUAAAGACCACCACUGUACCGCUCCUGGUGCCCCUGCUGACCCUGAUGGAGCGGCCUGCAGUGGCCUUUGAGGGCUUUGAGCACUGGGAGAACAAUGACCAGGGCUGCGAGAUUAUGCUUCGUCACUUGGAGGAGGCCAGGAAGAUGGCUGACAAUGCAGACGUGUACACCUCCAACACAGAGCGCAUCCUUCAAGACUUCCAACCCAAUGAGGACUUGCUGGAGAUCUUCAAGACAGACUUUCAGCUGCGGCUCCUAUGGGGAAGCCGCGGGGCAGCAGUAAAUCAGGCAGAGAGAUAUGACAAGUUCAAACUCAUCCUCACAGCUCUGUCCCGAAAACUGGAGCCCUGUGUCAAGCACACUGAACUAUGAACGAGAAGGAACUGGGCAGCAUGUAAAUACCCUAAUGAUGAGCAGGGUAACCGCUUAGGUGUCAAUCCACUGCUCACCCGUAAACUGCAGUUCAGUGGCUGAACCUUUCAACAGGCUGGACUUCCUGGUACUGUGGUCAUGAAAGAAUCUCUCUGCCCUAAAGAGCAAGGAAAUAGUUUGUGUACAUAGACUGUACUUAUACUAAAUAGGUUUUUAUUUAUAUAUAUAUAUAUAUAUAUAUAUAUAACAAAACUACACCAGCUCUCCUCAGACUGGUCCUUAGAAAUAGACCUUCAGCAUACAUCGAUCUUUAUGUUCUUAUUCUGAUCUGAUAUACCUUUCCUCCACAAGUUAGCAAUCCCGUGCUUUGACAAAAAUACAGUACAGGUUGCAAAUGUGAUCCGUUCCCUAACUUUGUCUAAGUUGAAUUUGUAGGUAAGUUGGAAUAAUACAGUAAUAAUAACACUACAUACGGUACAGUAAUGUACCUUGAACCGACAAACCACUGAAGCCAUGCAAUGUUUUCUUAAGCAUCACAAAGUAAUGCUCAUGUUCGUUAUUACAAAACAUUGUAUUUAACUCACAUUUCUAAUAUACUAGGCUUUAUUGCAGUCGAUUCAUAAGUACGAAUUGUCCGCAAGUCGGACAUUCUUAACCCAGGGACUUACUGUUCACCUCCUAUUGCAUUACAGGAGUGUCAUUCCAGUAGCUGUGUGCAGCAAAGUUGUAUUGGUUUAAGAAGGCCAUUGCAAACUGGAAUACAAAGUUUUUCUGAAACGAAUAUAAUUUCAUGUGUCACUACAAAGUAAUGAGAAAGGCCCACUGCUCUUUUGAAAAGCCAUAGAUGCCUAAGUUAUAAGAAUGUCUUAUCAGGGAAUUCUGGGUAAAUAUGGGAAAUAAGGAAAGAGGUAAGCUGAGUGUGUAAAAUGUGGGAAGCGGACCUGGAUGGAAGGCUGUCCUGGUUUACGAGGGGUUUAAAAGUGCUGUACGAACAGCGGAUUUUCUGUUGGCACGGUAUGUUGUAGAGUCAGAAGCGGUUGUAAAUAACAGUCACGGUCAGGUGUGAGCAUGUUAAGACUGUAAUAUGUUCUCCUGUUGAAACUGCCAUGUAUAUAAUCCAAAAGUCCUACUAUGGAGGGGCUUGGUGGAGAACUUAGCAAAACAUGUGUUAACAAAGCCCCACCUCACUGAUCCAAAUUAGUACCCAGCACACCCUGCUUUUACCAUCUCUAAUAUGGGACCUAUUCUCUGCUUUUAUGUAAAAUAUGCUUUUAUGCGAAAGUGUUUCUCAAUCCAGUCCUCGGAGACCCACGUUUUUGCAUAUAGGUGUAUUGUCUGGAAGGGAGCAAAAAUGUGGACUGUCUGCCAGGGAGCUGGAAGGGAGCAAAAAUGUGGACUGUCUGAGGGCCCCCAUGGACUGGGCUGAGAAACACCGUCUUCCAGUUCUUAGGACUUGAACCAUUUUCGCUUAGAAAACAGAUGGAGAGGUUUCAAGGUUUACCACGGCACAUUUGGCAGCAUAAAUAACGAAGAAAUCAAGACUAGAACAUACAGGUCCAAAAAUCAGAGCCCCUGCAGUCGGUGUUAGUCUGUGACACCCUCCAGCUGUACUUAAAAAAAAAAAAAAAACUGGAUUAAAAAGGUAUAUAUUUGUAAAGCUAUGUAAUUAGCACCUUAUAAUGUUAAGGAAUAACUGUUAUGUGAAUAUGGCUCUAAGCAAAUUAUGGACUGUUGUAAAGUUUCCUUGAGAUGUUUAAGUAAAUUAUUACCCAAAACUGAUUCAAUUUACAUUCAAGUAAUACAAAUUCUGGAACUCAGAGACGGGGGGAAAAAUGUGAUUCUUAUUUAUUUUAUUAGAACAAAUUCAAAUUCUCAGGAGAGAGCAGUCUUUCAAAGUGUCUCAAGAAUAAAAAGUAUAAAAGAAAAAUGUGCUCUGCAAGAUGCAGAAGUGCAAUCACUGUCAUUGUUCUGAUUAUUCCAAGUCCACUCAGUCAGAUUCAUGUGAAGGAUACUGCCACGGGGAUCCUGACACACUAAUGGAACAUACACUUGAGCAAUGGGAACAUUACGACAGACACCCUGCUUAGUACCCUGUUUUUAAUUACUCAACUGAAUCACUUAUGUCACAGUUUUCAGUUUUCUUCUGUUUUCAUUCAUUCCUUCAUUCAUUCGUGCAUGUUGGUAGCAAGUUUCAUGACAAUGACAAUUAAAGCACUUUUACUUUAUUCCUAGCAGGAGCAGGAAAAAUUAAAUUCUGAUUCAUCUAUGAA
Brienomyrus brachyistius is the source of this 5543-nucleotide messenger RNA. It is a transcript of the gene bcar3, whose product is annotated as BCAR3 adaptor protein, NSP family member. NCBI's taxonomy places the organism in Eukaryota, Metazoa, Chordata, Actinopteri, Osteoglossiformes, Mormyridae. The transcript is spliced from 14 exons. Gene Ontology annotation, molecular function: guanyl-nucleotide exchange factor activity; phosphotyrosine residue binding. The record is from RefSeq and is a predicted model, not a curated record. Bases 478 to 3273 code for a protein of 931 amino acids. Gene Ontology annotation, biological process: positive regulation of peptidyl-serine phosphorylation; small GTPase-mediated signal transduction.